UUAGCCUUACGGCGGGCCCAUGGUGGAAGGGAAUUUGGAAUUAAAGGGAAAAUAUAUCGCUAAAUCGACCAUUCGAUUUUAUCUUAUAAGUACACACAGUACCUUAGCUCAUCAAUUAUUUAAGAAUGGAAAACGAAUGACGAGACUGGACGUUAGCGAGUAAUAAACUCGGAAGCGGUGGGUGGUGUGCGCACCUCCGAAGUCUGACCUGAAGGCCGCUCCGUCUACCUCUUCUGCAGCGACCUUGUUUUGGGUCAUCCUCUGGAAUCAGUUCAGAUGCCCUGGGUGGUUCGGACAAAGGAUCCGCUUCGGGAAAGUUGUAUUCCUGGUCGUAGUGUUGGUGUUUGCAGCGAGGCUGCAGUUGACUGACCCACUGAACAAUGGCUCAGUUUCCCACGCCCUUUGGAGGAGGUCUGGACGCCUGGGUGAUCUCUUUGGACGAGCGAGCCAAACAUGACCAGCAGUUUGUCAGCCUGGCCCCCUCACCAGCUGGCUACAUCACAGGUGACCAGGCCAGGAAUUUCUUCCUGCAGUCAGGCCUGCCCCCUCCCAUCCUGGCACAGAUAUGGGCCCUGGCCGAUAUGAACAAUGAUGGGAAGAUGGACAUGCACGAGUUCUCCAUCGCCAUGAAGCUGAUCAAGCUCAAGCUGCAGGGUCACCCCCUGCCCCCCUCUCUGCCCCCCUCCAUGAAGCAGCCGCCCCUCACCCUGCCCCCGCCACCCACCGCACCCUUUGGAAUGCAUGGUUUAGGUGUAAUGCCAGGCCUCCCAGCAGUCCCUCCAUUACCCAUGCCCCCUAUGCCAGGGGUGGGUAUGUCCCCCCCUCUGGUGUCGUCGGUUCCCCCGUCUGUACCCCUGCCCAACGGAGCGCCAAUGACGGGCUUCUCCCACCCAGCCACCACACUCAACAAAAGCUCUUCUUCCAACCGCUCCGGUGCCAAGAUGCAGGGCCAGUCUUUUGAGACUUCUAGCUCUCCCCUGUGCCCCCAGCCUCCCACUGACUGGGCUGUUCCCAGCUCGUCCCGGCUAAAGUACCGGCAGCUCUUCAACAGCCACGACAAGAUGAUGAGCGGCCACCUCACCGGACCCCAAGCAAGAACCAUCCUGAUGCAGUCCAGCUUGCCCCAGACCUCACUGGCAUCCAUAUGGAACCUGUCGGACAUCGACCAGGACGGCAAGCUGACGGCCGAGGAGUUCAUCCUGGCCAUGCACCUAAUUGACAUGGCCAUGUCCGGCCUGCCCCUGCCCCCUAUCCUGCCCCCAGACUUCAUCCCCCCCACCUUUAGGAGGGUACGUAGUGGUAGCGGGGUGUCUGUCACCAGCCUGCACUCCACUGACCAGCGGGUCCAAGAGGAGGCCGAAGAGGAGCAGGAGAGCGAGAAACAGAAGCUGGAGAAACUGACUUUCGAGGACAGGAAGCGGGAGAACUUUGAGCGGGGCAACCUGGAGCUGGAGAAGCGUCGACAGGCCCUGCUUGAGCUGCAACGCAAGGAGCAAGAGCGUCUGGCGGCGCUGGAGCGCGAGGAGCAGGAGAGGAAGGAGCGCGAGCGGCUCGAGCAGGAGAGGCGGCGGCAGCAGGAGCUGGAGAAGCAGCUGGAGAGGCAGAGGGAGAUGGAGAGGCAGCGGGAGGAGGAAAGACGCAAGGAGAUUGAGAGGAGAGAGGCGGCAAAGCGGGAGAUGGAGCGUCAGCGUCAGUUGGAGUGGGAGAGGAACCGCCGGCAGGAGCUGCUGACCCAGAGGAACCGAGAGCAGGAGAACAUUGUCCUGCUCAAAGCCCGCAAGAAGACCCUGGAGUUAGAGCUGGAGGCACUGAACGACAAGAAGAGCCAGCUGGAGGGCAAGCUGCAGGACAUCCGCUUCCGCCUGUCUGCCCAGCGGCAUGAGAUCGAGAGCACCAACAAGACCCGCGAGGUCCGCAUCGCUGAGAUCACCCACCUCCAACAGCAGCUGCAGGACUCUCAGCAUUGGCUCGGCAGGCUGAUCCCUGACAAACAGUGUCUAAACGAACAACUCAAACAGGUUCAACAGAACAGCCUGCACAGAGACUCCCUGUCGUCGCUGAAGAAGGCGUUGGAGGUCAAGGAGUCUAGUCGGCAGCAGCUGAGAGAACAGCUUGACACCGUGGAGAGAGAGACCCGCUCCAAGCUGCUGGAGAUAGAUGCCUUCAACACCCAGCUCAAGUCUCUGGCUGUGUUCUAUCAGGGCCACACUGCCCGGAUAGAGGGCCUCCGUCUGGAGCUGCUGCUGGAGGAGCAGAGGGGGCGACAGUCCGAGGGGGGCUCGGUGGACCAGAUGCUGCUGGACUGUCUCUCGGCCCUCCUGGCCUGUUUGCAGCGUAUAGACGUCUACCUGCAGGAGCUCCGAGAGAUCCACAGCAAGCAGCAGAGGCAAAAGCAGAAGGAUCACCUGGAGGGAGAAAUCAACAUCCACGCCAUCGCCCAGGAGAGGGCCAAGUCCGCCGAGCUCACAGACGGAAGGUUGUCUGCCACUGACGAGGGCCUGGCGUGGCGAGAUGAGGGCACGGUGGAGGCCCCCACCCCACCCCCGCCCUGGAUGAAACGCGUGAGUGAGGAGGAGGGGCGCACUAAGAAGGACAUGCAGGACAAACUCAACCAGCUCUUCAUGCAGCAGCCUGAACCAGGGAAACUCAUGAACCAGAGCCCAUGGCCCACGGGCGACAAGAUUCCGGUGACUGGGUUCAACCAGGACAAGGUCAAGGUGGUCUUCUACCGGGCGCUGUACCCCUUUGAUGCCCGCAGUCACGAUGAGAUCACCAUCACCCCCGGAGACAUUGUCAUGGUGGACGAGUCCCAGACAGGUGAGCCAGGCUGGCUGGGCGGCGAGCUGAAGGGGAAGACGGGCUGGUUCCCUGCCAACUACGCAGAGAAGAUCCCAGAAACCGAGGUUCCCAUGAGCCUGCGGGCCAGUGCUGCCACCACGGGCGCUGCGCCCAAACUGGCCUCACGGCUCACACCCACCGCCGUCUCCACCACACCCACGCCACCCAGCCAGCCAAUGGCAACCCCCCCGGCAACAGCUCCCCCUGCCCCUGGUCCCUGCCCUGGCCCUGGUCCCGCCUCUUCCUCCUCCUCUGCAUCUAGUAACUGGGCAGAUUUCAGCACCACAUGGCCGUCCACCAGCUCUGUAGAGAAGACUGAGACUGGGGAGGGCUGGGACGCUUGGCCCACCCAGCCAUCUCUCUCUGUGCCCAGUGCCGGGCCCGGGGGCCAGCUGCGCCAGCGCUCUGCCUUCACACCCGCCACCCUCACUGGCUCCUCUCCGUCUCCCGUCCUGGGACAGGGGGAGAAGGUGGAGGGCUUGCAGGCCCAGGCGCUGUACCCGUGGCGGGCCAAGAAGGACAACCACCUCAACUUCAACAAGAGCCACGUGAUCACAGUGCUGGAGCAGCAGGACAUGUGGUGGUUCGGCGAGGUGCAGGGCCAGCGGGGCUGGUUCCCCAAGUCCUACGUCAAGCUCAUCUCUGGCCCCGUACGCAAGUCCAUGAGCAUUGAGUCUGGCUCGUCCGACAGCCCCCCGAUCAUGAAGAGACCCACCCCGUCCCCUACCAAGUCCAUGGACCCAGGAGAAGAAUACAUAGCCAUGUACACCUACGAGAGCAAUGAGCAGGGCGACCUGACCUUCCAGCAGGGCGACGUCAUCGUGGUCACCAAGAAGGAGGGCGACUGGUGGACGGGCGUGGUCUCAGGCAAGACGGGGGUAUUCCCUUCCAACUACGUCAAACCCAAGGACUCUGAGGGACUGGGACCCGCAGGGAAGACUGGAAGCCUGGGGAAGAAGCCCGAGAUAGCCCAGGUCAUCGCCCCGUACACGGCCACGGGGGCCGAGCAGCUCACCCUGGCACCAGGCCAGCUCAUCCUCAUCAGGAAGAAGAACCCGGGGGGCUGGUGGGAAGGGGAGCUGCAGGCCCGGGGAAAGAAGCGGCAGAUUGGCUGGUUCCCGGCCAACUACGUGAAGCUCCUGAGCCCCAGCACCAGUAAGACCACGCCCACAGAACCCACACCCCCCAAGCUGCCAAUGCCCAGUGCAGGUAGGGGCCAGGAGCAGGGAUCUGACGGGGGCCCGCCAGGGCUUUGGGGCCCCUCCUUGACUCAACAUAUGACGGCAGUGUGUCAGGUGAUUGGCAUGUACGACUACAUGGCGCAGAAUGAUGACGAACUGCCCUUUGGGAAGGGCCAGAUCAUCAAUGUGCUGAGCAGGGAAGACCCUGAUUGGUGGAAAGGCGAGCUGAACGGUUCCGUGGGCCUCUUCCCCUCCAACUACGUCAAAAUGACCACCGACACAGACCCCAGCCAACAAUGGUGCGCUGACCUGCACCUGCUGGACAUGCUGACCCCCGUUGAGAGGAAGAGACAGGGCUACACGCACGAGCUCAUCGUCACCGAGGAGAACUAUGUCAAUGACCUGCAACUCGUCACCGAGGUCUUUCAGAAGCCUCUGCUGGAGUCGGAGCUGCUGACUGAGAAAGAGGUGGCCAUGAUCUUCGUCAACUGGAAGGAGCUCAUCAUGUGUAACAUCAAGCUGCUCAAGGCUCUGAGGGUUAGGAAGAAGAUGUCGGGCGAGCGGAUGCCGGUGAAGAUGAUUGGAGACAUUCUGACAGCCCAGCUGCCCCACAUGCAGCCCUACAUCCGCUUCUGCAGCUGCCAGCUCAACGGGGCCACGCUCAUCCAGCAGAAGACCGACGAGGUGCCCGAGUUCAAGGACUUUGUCAAGAGACUGGCCAUGGACCCAGGUUGUAAGGGAAUGCCCCUCUCCAGCUUCCUCCUCAAACCCAUGCAAAGGGUGACGCGCUACCCCCUCAUCAUCAAAAAUAUCCUAGAGAAUACUCCGGAGGCUCACCCGGACCAUAGCCAUCUGAAGCAGGCUCUGGAGAAGGCUGAGGAGCUGUGCUCCCAGGUCAAUGAGGGUGUCAGGGAGAAGGAGAACUCUGACCGGCUGGAGUGGAUCCAGGCCCACGUCCAGUGUGAGGGGCUGUCUGAGCAACUCGUGUUCAACUCGGUGACCAACUGCCUGGGCCCGCGCAAGUUCCUGCACAGCGGCAAACUCUACAAGGCCAAGAGCAACAAGGAGCUGUACGGUUUUCUAUUCAACGACUUCCUCCUGCUGACUCAGAUCAUCAAGCCCCUGGGCUUCUCGGGCUGCGACAAGGUGUUCAGUGCCAAGUCCCACCUGCAGUACCGCAUGUACAAGACCCCCAUCUUCCUGAACGAGGUGUUGGUGAAGCUGCCAACAGAUCCCUCGGGAGAUGAGCCCAUCUUCCACAUCUCCCACAUCGACAGGGUCUACACCAUCCGGGCAGAGAGCAUCAACGAGAGGACUGCUUGGGUGCAGAAGAUCAAGGCAGCUUCGGAGCUCUUCAUCGAGACAGAGAAGAAGAAGAGGGAGAAGGCUUACCUGGUUCGCUCACAGAGGGCCACGGGCAUCGGCCGGCUGAUGGUAAACAUUGUGGAGGGCAUCGAGCUGAAGCCCUGCCGCUCCCACGGUAAGAGCAACCCGUACUGCGAGGUGACGAUGGGUUCCCAGUGCCACAUCACCAAGACCCUGCAGGACACGCUCAACCCCAAGUGGAACUCCAACUGUCAGUUCUUCAUCAAGGACCUGGAACAGGACGUGCUGUGUGUCACCGUGUUUGAGAGAGACCAAUUCUCUCCUGACGAUUUCCUAGGCAGGACAGAGAUCCGUCUGGCAGACAUUAAGAAGGACCAGGGCUCCAAAGGGCCCAUCACCAAGAGGCUGCUGCUCCACGAGGUGCCCACAGGAGAGAUUGUCGUACGACUGGACCUGCAGCUCUUCGAGGAGCCCUAGCCCAUCCCAGUUCAUCCCAGCCCUGCUCAGCUCAGCCUAACCCAGCCUAGCCUAACACCCAUAUACUGUACACCCCCCCCCCCCAAACCCCGUUAUCCCUGCCCGAAGACUCACCAAGCUCUAGUGACAAUCCCCAAUGGCCCAGCCCCACACUCCUGUGUGUGUGUGUGACUGUGAAUGAAUGUCUGCAGAAGGGUUUUAAUUAUGGUGUGGGUUUUUUUCUCCUCUUUAUGAUUUGUAUCAUUAUGGUGUAUAUAUGAUAUCAUGAUUCCACUAUUAUUUGAUUGAACAAAAUUAUGAAGCAUUCCACAGCUAAUCUAAAAUCUCAAAGGCCGUCUUAUAACGCAAUGAACCUUUGAAACAUGAUAUACUGUGGAGAAAUGUUUGAACAACACAUAUGAUCAUUGCUUAUGCACUGUAUGUCUUAAAGAGCCCACCCUGUGGCAUUAACACCUGGGGUGUGUUCAUUAGUCAACAAGCGGAAGAAAACGGACAAACCGGGCGAGACUCCCUUGUCCAAUAAUAAACGUUAAUUUUCUUUUCACGUUGCAAAACGUUUUAAAACGCCUUCCGUUGUGUGGCCAAAUGAACACCACCCAGGUGACCACACUUGUUGUGCCAUCCCUGUGACAACAUACGGCAACCUCCCAUAUAACCUUUGACACUGUGUUCAUGUUUAUAAACAUACGGCUAUUAUGUCAUUGCAGGUCAGACCAUUUCAAAAGCUUGUCUGAAGCCCAUCUAAUAAACAACCCCUGGUUGUUUUAGCUGGAACUUCUUCCCUUGUGUUUCUUUCAUUCAAACGUGACCCAGGUUUCGAGUUAUUUGUUCGUUUCUGUGUACGUCUGUUUGAGACCAGGGUACAAAAGCAGGUGCAGUACAUAAGUGAAUGUGAGGAGGAGAGCUAUACUUUGUGAUAUACCUUCAAAGGUUUGGUGAGACACUUUGGAAAAAUGUGUUAGGGAAUUAAAGAGCUGUGUUGUGUUCGUAUACUACAGUAUGCUGAGACUGAAUAUGAAGCUAUCAGUAAUCUUUACACUGUACCUUUAUAUGGUCCACAUAUUGAGCGUUGUGUUUUAGAUUGGAAAUUCAAAUGAAAGGCCAGACGAAAUGUUUGGGUGUAUUUGAAACAUUACAGAAGUACUGUACGAAAGUACACGCUAUCAAAUUGGCUUAGCCCAAAAUAUAUUGUUGUACGGUUUGAGGGAAAUUGAAGAGCAGAUUUCCUGUUUUCUAAAUGAUGUGUAAAUGAGUGCCGAUUUCUAGUUACAUUUGCAGCGUAGGCCAAGAUGAUGGAGUACCAAUGUACUACAAAUCAUUCGUUUUUUGAUGGUUAGAAGAAUCAUACGGUGAUGUCAGGAAUGUUUUUGUACUUGUUCCGAAAAAUUCAGUUAUUUUCAACGCAUUCAUAUCUUCACGUUUUGUAUGUAUAUUUUAGUUGUUUUUAAUUACAUUUUUUCGUACGGCAAAAAAGCACCAUUUAAUAUAGAGUGCUAUAUUUAUGUGUUGGAAAGCCAUUUUGUAGGUGUUUUGGAGACUGCGGUCAGGCUUUGUUAUGAUGGACAUAUUCCGCCAAUGCUGUAACUGUUUGUGAAGAGGAGGCAUUUCAGGUUCAUUCAAUUUGGGUCUCAAAUGAAUAUAUUUCCUUUGCAAGAGAACAGGAAUGAUUUUUUUGUUUUUGUUUUGUGUGGCACUGUGUUCAGUUGAACAACACUGUAUUACAUAUUUAUUGACGUUAAGAAAGACCAUUCGGACAAAAGGGAAAUAUCAGCCUCCAGGUUGCUGCAAUAUGCAAUCUACUCCGAGGUAUGAGACCAUUUGAAUCUUUCACAGGGUCUUAUCUGUUCUUUUGUUCUUUAUGACGACCCUCCCAUUAUCUUGGGUUCCGCGUUCGAAAGGAGAUGUACAAGGAUAUCCGAAGGCAGCAGAGACGACUGACUUCAGUCUGUUAAUGUUAGCAUAGUUUGUCUAAUGUUAGUUUAAUGUAUGUUGUUGUUACCAGCUAUGUGUCCGUGUAGAUAAUGUACAAAUACUAGUGAAAUUCCACUGCCGUGUUAGUGAGAGUGGUCAAGGAGAACAGCGUUUGCAGAGCCUGUGUUCCUUAUGUGUAUGUCUAGGAGGGAGUGAGUAACAUUAACUUACUAUUCUCGAGUGCUUUUGGGUUUGUGCUGGGUCUCUGUUCAAGUUGGAGGACUUAGAUUAUGACUAGUCAUUUCCCUAUAGCGUGCGACCUGUACCUCCACUCUUUCCCGGUUACCCCACAGUAGUGCCCUUUUAAUGUUCACUCUAAAACCAGUGAUGGUCUCUCUUCUUUUUAAUGAGCAAAGUCUUAACUGAUAAAGUACAGUAUGUGAAUAUGUUGAAAUAUUUGAAAGGAGUAUAAGUAAUAUAUUACAACAACUACCGUAGAAUAAUGUUGAUGACAAUGUAUUGUUAUCAAGGUAUGAGAAGUGUAUUGUCUUAAAUGUUGAAAAUAAAAUUUGAUUGGACCAAUGA
Messenger RNA from Oncorhynchus nerka (sockeye salmon), 8318 nucleotides. RefSeq names its product intersectin-1-like. NCBI's taxonomy places the organism in Eukaryota, Metazoa, Chordata, Actinopteri, Salmoniformes, Salmonidae. The record is from RefSeq and is a predicted model, not a curated record. Gene Ontology annotation, molecular function: calcium ion binding; protein binding; guanyl-nucleotide exchange factor activity. Gene Ontology annotation, biological process: intracellular signal transduction; positive regulation of Rho protein signal transduction.